Molecule: messenger RNA, 1258 nt
Organism: Anopheles aquasalis
Lineage: Eukaryota; Metazoa; Arthropoda; Insecta; Diptera; Culicidae
Product: bcl-2-related ovarian killer protein-like
Biological process (GO): intrinsic apoptotic signaling pathway in response to DNA damage; extrinsic apoptotic signaling pathway in absence of ligand; regulation of apoptotic process
Cellular component (GO): mitochondrial outer membrane
Molecular function (GO): BH domain binding
Source: RefSeq, a predicted model, not a curated record
CGUCGACGAAGGAUCGACAACCUGUUUGAACGUGGCCACCGCACCACCGUUUAUCCUGCCAUGCCGUUCUUAUCAUCCCGGUGUACCGCGUGAUCACGAGUAGCGAGCAGCAUCGCCCGAGAAGAGCAUAAAGUUGAGACGCCAAACCAAGCUGCAAACCCAUCACGAUGUCUACCGGAUUCCUCAAAGUGGACCCACCUCCAAGUCUCGGAUCAAACGGUGCCAGUGGUGGUGGUGGUGGUGGUGGUGGCCUUGUCCCAGGCCGUCUCUCCCUCAGCAGCGAUAACCUGAGCGCAGCUGGCCACCGACCAAAUGGAACCGAACGUGGCGGAUCCCUUACACCCAACCUGCCCUCGAUGGAUCGCCUCCAGGCACCGAUACUGACCCGCCGGAAAUUCAGCUUCCCCGCCAACCUACACUCCACGGCGUUACUCGGCUUCCCGGAGAUGGGCCAUGGACCGAGUGGAACGUCCCUGUCCGCUUCCAGCACUGCCCUAGCCGCACGACGGCGUCUCAGCAACGUCAGUGACGUCGUCACCCGGAAACUGUCCAGCACGAUCGGUUGGAAGCAACCUGUUCUCCCAUCGCAGGACAUCAUCACGCAGGGCAAAUGUCUCUGCGGUCAGUACAUUCGUUGCCGGCUCAAACGGUCCGGUGUGUUCAAUCGGAAGCUAGGACUGCAACGGAUCCGAAGUAUCGUGGGGACACCGUCGAUUCACGUCGUCCGGGAAGUGUUCCCGGCACUUCUGAGCGUUGGGGAAGAGCUGGAGCGAAUGUAUCCCCGGAUCUACAACGGUAUCGCCCGGCAACUGACGCGGUUCGGGCGUGGUGAGCUGAAAACGCCCGAAACGGCCCCGGUACUGCUGAGUGCGAUCGCGCGCGAUCUCUUCAAGGCGGACAUUACGUGGGGCAAGGUGGUGUCCCUGUUUGCCAUCGCCGGUGGGCUCUCGGUCGACUGUGUCCGGCAGGGCCACCCGGACUAUCUGCCGAAGCUGGUCGAAGGGGUGGCGGACGUGAUUGAGGAUGAGCUCGUCACGUGGAUCUCGGAGAACGGUGGAUGGAUUGGUCUGGCGAACAAGGUUCGGCCACCGCAGGAGGAGAUAACCUUCACCGGUCGCUGCCUGGUCGGUGCAAGCUGUGUGAUAGGAUUGUUUGUGGUGGUGUUUCUGCUUAAGACGCUAGGUUUAUAUUUAUUCCCCCACAUAUCUUCCUAAGCCAUUGGUAAUUGUUAAUAAAAUGUAACAAAUGGAAAACAGAA